ACCAAAACCAACAUUGCCUUCAGCUUAUACACACCUUUUGCGCUGAUUAUUAUCGCACAUCGACAUCCACACGCGACACUACCGUCGACAAUACGACACAACCAUGGCCUACCCUCCACCAGUGAGGCCCAUGACGAGAGACCGUCAACGGGUCGGGCGGACCAGCUCCCCUGAACGACGCCAGUUCAGAACACCUCCUCGACUCUCAAGGAGGAGCUUUUCGAAUCUGUCCGAGAUAUCCAUGGCCUCCAACCAACCCACAAUCGGUGCCGGUUCAGAUGCCGGGUCGACUUCCCGGGAGGAACUGAAGGAGGCACCGACUCCACCGCCCGUAAAGAGGCCGGCCUUCUACUACCCAGCCGCAAGGCUAACCAACUCGCGGCGGACAUACACCAUCCGGAAGAGGUCUCAGUCACAAGGGGUCUCGACCGAUUCCCUCCCGCGGCACCGCUCGUCCCCAUCCGACACCGAGGGGGACGACUCGUCCCUGCUCUCAGCCAGCACCAGUGCCACGACCAUCGCCUCCGAAGGCGGCGGGGACACUCCCAGACCCUCCGGAGAGGGCAAACUGGCGAACCGCUUUGGGGGCGCCCAACAGGUCUCCCGCCCACCAGAGUCGACAGGGAUCACAGUCAAGACCGCCAACCGCACGCUGCACAUCGAAGUCCCCUCCCAACCACCAAGCCAGGAGGGCAGCAGCAGCAGCAGCAGCAGCAUCAGCGGCCAGCACCGCAACAAAGUCGAAGCCCUCCUCCUCGACAAAAUCGACCACCUAAAACAAGAGACCUCCUCCCUCCUAGAGCAACAAACCACCUCCACCAAGGAACUCGAAACCACCCUCUCCCGCCUCACCUCCCUCCACAACGACAAAUCCAAAGCCGAGCGCGAGCGCGACGCCGAGCGAGCCCGCACCACCACCCUCCUAUCCGACCUAGAAGCCGCCAAGCGCCAAUCCGACGACCUCCGGUCCCGCGCCGCGUCCACCGCCCAGUCCCUAGCCGACGCGCAGGACGAGCUGGACUCGGAGCGGGCACGCGCGCAGGACCUCGCCGCGCAGGCGGACGAGAAGACGCGCCUGCUGGACGAGCUGGGGUUGCGGGUCGGCGAGGCGGCGAGGACGCUGGUCGAGGUGCAGGGGGAGAGGGAUGGGUUGAAGAAGGCGCUGGCGGAGGCGGAGGAGGCGAGGGAUGGGUUUGAGGAGCGGCUGGGGGCGUUGGGGAGGGAGAAGACGGAUCGGGAGGAGUACUUCCUUGAGAGGAUUACGGGGGCGGAGAUGGCGGGGGAUGCGCUGAGGAUUCGGGUUGAUGCGCUUCUGGCGGAGGCGGCGGCGCAUGAGGUACGGUAUGCGGAGGUGGUUGCGGAUCUUGAGAAGGUGAGGGCGGAGUCGGAGCCGGUGGGGGAGAGGGUGAAGGUGCUGGAGGGGGAGAGGGAUGGGUUGGUGGGGGAGAAGGAGGAGUUGUUGAAGAGGGUGGAGGGCCUUGGGGAGGAGAACCAGGGAUUGAAGACCCAGGUUGAAGAACUCGAGGCCGACAAGACGACAUUGCAGGCUCAAGUCGAAGGUCUCGAAGGCGAUAAGAAGGAGCUGCAGGAUGAACUAUCUCGACUUGGGGAGGAAAAGGAGACACUCCAGGCCCGCAUCGACAGCCUCGAAGGAGAGAAGAAGGAGCUCGAGGAACGCUUGUCCGGCACCGAGGAAGAGAAGGGAUCCAUCCAAGCCCAAGUCGAGACCCUCGAGGAAGACAAGAACGGCCUCGAGGCCCGCGUGGAAACCCUCGAGGGCGAAAGCAGUGACCUGAAAUCCCAGCUGGAGGCCCUGCAAGGAGAGAAAGACGGCCUAAACACCCAGCUCGAGAGCGUCGCCGGCGAGAAGCAAGAGCUCCAAGAGCAGGUGGACAAGCUCAAAGCCGACGACGAAGGGACCACCAACCCGACAAUCGAGACCCUGGAAGCCGAGAAGGCGGAACAGCAGUCCCAGAUCACAGCACUCACCGCCGAGCGGGACGCCCUCCGGGAGGAAACCACAUCGCUGAAGACCCAGGUCUCAGACCAGGCCGCCGAAAUCACCCAGCUGAAAGACGACAUCACCGCCUCGGAAGCCGAGGUCGCCAAGCUGCAAUCCGAGACCCAGGAACUAGAAUCUGCCAACGCCCAGCUGAAGGCCGACCUCGCCGCGGCGGCCGAGCCGUCCGCAGCCUCGGCCGCCGCCGCCGCCGCCCUCGAGCAGCGGGUGGCCGAGCUCGAGGCGCACAACGUGCAGCUGGAGGGGCAGGCGUCGCGGGUGCCCAAGCUCGAGGAGCAGGUGGCCGCGCUGGUGGGCGAGAACGGCAGCCUCGCGGGCCGCCUGGGUGAGGCCAACGGGCGGGUGGCCGAGCUCGGGGCCGCGUGCCAGGCGUCGGCGGCGGAGGCCACGAGGCAGGGGGCGCGGGUGGCGAGGCUGAGGGCUAGGGUCGUCGUCACUGCUGCAGGGGAGGCGGGGCCUAGGAUCCGGGGGGGAGGAUCGGGGAGUGGGGGGCCUACGAGGGGGAAGAAGCAGACUGUUAGGGUGAGGCAGGAGCAGUUGGUUAUGGUCAGGAGCUCGGGGGAUAGGUCGACAUUGCAAGUUGUGAAGAAGCAUGACCUAAAGUCGGCGAGCCGAAGCCCCUCGCAGACCAGAUCUGAAGGGUAGAGAGGGACCUUGAUUGGAUUGACCAUGUUCUGGUCUUGAUCUGUCCCAGGGAAAGGAAAAGGGAAAUGAAGGAAAAUGGGAAGGGAAAAAAAAAGAUGAAAAAUCGUCGCUUUGUUUCAAAAUAGAUUUUGUUGUAUCCAAUACCUGUAUCUAGAGGCUACCUCAUGUAUUCCCGUUUUGGAUGGACAAUGCCAGUCGUUUUCCUACCCUUUGACCGU
Molecule: messenger RNA, 2883 nt
Organism: Phialemonium atrogriseum
Lineage: Eukaryota; Fungi; Ascomycota; Sordariomycetes; Cephalothecales; Cephalothecaceae
Exons: 2
Coding region: 104-2665 (853 amino acids)
Source: RefSeq, a predicted model, not a curated record